AUGUCAGAACAAGAAAAGUUAGAAACAAGGUCCAGUUUGGUGUGCGUGGAUUGUAUUCAUUGUCCAUCUCAGUCAACGGUCAAACGACCAGAGAACUCCAAUAAUCAGACACCUAGAGUUUUGGAAGACAAGAAAAUACAACCUGACACAUUCACAGGGUCUUCCCAGGUUCAACGGUCUUUUGAACCGAGUACGGAAUCUUUGAAUAUUCACGAGUCAUACAAUUCAGUCACAGAAUGUUCCAAAAUACAGCAGUCCUUUAAGCUAGAAACAGGUCUUCCUGGAACUCAGAAGCCAGUUCUUGACAACAUUGUAAAACCUUCUAGAGUUCAACUACCUUCCUUAACAUCUGAUCCUGAGCCUUCAAGUGUUCAUCGGCCUUUAGAGUUUACCAAGCAAGAACAUGAAGACAAUAUUGAAAAUUCGAGUCCACGAGACUGUCCUGUCGAAGAAGCUGACAAAAAAGAUAGAAGAGGACAUCUUCCUGCAGGAUUUCAUGAAAAUUUCGAAAAGGAGGAGGAAGAAGAGAAAGAAAGUGAUGAGAAAAUCGAUGCUUUUACAGUCUCACAACCCGAGGUGCUUUUAAACCGAAACUUAGGAGAUGUGCACGCUAUCUCUGAAGAAGAAGAUGAGACCUCUCCUGCACAGUUUCGAUUAGCGGAUUCAGCUCUGAACUCAGACACGGCCUCUACCUUGAAUCACUCGAGAGACGUGCAACAGACACAUUGUAAAGCUCCUGGAAUAAACGUAAGAGAAACCUCCUCCAGAUCAGAAGAAAAAAUCGAUAAACCUUUCAACUGUGUCGACACGGAAGAACCUUCACAGAUAGAUGGGGAUAUCUUGCCGCAAGAUGGCGGCCAGCAGCAACAGUGUGAAAACGAAAUACGUGAACCAAGCGGUCAGUCUGGUACUCAGUCGCUUUCACAACAAACAUUAGCUCCUACUUCUUUCGUGGAACAGAAAUAUCAUCAGUACCCAGAGAUGUCUACAGACAUCCCCAUGUCUGAUUCUUUGAGGUUGAUUAAUUCAAUUACGCAAGUGAAUAGUCAGAAUGUCGUAGCAGAUAAUGACAAUGUUUCAGUCCCUGUAACCUCGGUUUCUCGGGGUGAUCAUCACCAACAGCAAGUAGCUCAGUUCUCUCAGCCUAAAGCUCAUCAACAAAUCGUGUUGCAAGCAAUCCCUACAAAAAAUCUCAAGAACAUUGACUUACAGGGGCAAAAGAAACAAAAGGCGAAACCCGAUCCACAAGAUUGGUCACCAGUGUCAGAUUUAUCUCCAAUUAUGGAUGUGUCUCCCUCGGUCGAAGCUGCGGAACAGGAAUUCAUGGAAAAGUUUCGACAGAAAUCUGAAGAAGCAGAGCAAAGUAAACCAAUAGUGCAUACAACAAUUCCGAGAGCUACUAGUGGAACAAUCUCUGGAAUGAUUGCCGAUUUUAACAAGGCUCUUGGUCUUUCUGGUAGUUAUCCAAUAAAAAAUCAAAAAAGUAAAGUAAAUUCUACCAGAAACAUCACCAUGUCUCCUCUUCGUUCGUUGGUCGAUUCUGUACGUGAAGAUAGUGCCCUUAAAGACCAGAACCAAAAUGUUGUUCCUCAGGAUGCUGAAGAAGAACAUCAGGCGGUCUCUAAACCAGAUAAAGAUAGUGUUGCUAGUGAACAUCUCCCACAGCCAAGUACAUCAAGACGAAUCCAUAGAAGACUCCCUCAGCCCACCAUGGAACAAAUGCAGGCUGCUGUUGUCAUGGCUGCUCAGACUCCAAGAGGAAAGGUGUCACCACAAACCAUGGUAAAACCCAUCGACACACAAAAUUCCCUUGUGAAUGUUCCCAUAAAAUCACUAAGUUCAACACCUCCAAUUUCACCAUCUGUUUUGUCAGGCAAAUUACACGACAAAAAACAAUCAGAACAAAUAUUGGCUGCAGAUUCUUUCACUGAUCAACAUCUAACCAAUCAAAAAGCAUUUACUUCGUCACACAGUGUGCAAUCACUGAUUUCUCCUGUCGUGCUGAUGUGUGGUGUGACUUCCUUUGUUACUUCAUCAACUACCACAAUGACCACUGUGACUUCCCGCCAGGUCAUUGCUGGAACAUCACCUCUUGAGCCUAAUUAUGUAGAAAGCAAGCCUCCUACUUUAGGAGUGGAGAAGGAUCUCUGCACCAAAGACUCUUCUUUAUCUAGAAAUGGAUCAGCACAAAAUCCUAGAAUUCUGAAAGACAAAACUGGUGAAAACUCCGAUACACAGAGUGAAUCAGAUAGCUCAAAAUCUGGAAAGAUUCGACGAAAACUUCCACCUCUUCCUCGAGACCAAGAACCUUCACCUGUUUCUGCAAGGAGAAGUAAAAAUCGAACUCGAAAUCUUUCUAUUGGCAGUAUUCCAGUUCACUUAGCAGAGAAACGAUGGGCUCAGCGGACAUCUUCGCUGGACAGUGCUCCUCAGACCAGGUCCACUGGAGACCUGAUUCGCAUGAGUCGGAGUGAUUACCAUAUUCAACAGUCGGGAAAAUUAGGUAGUCAGGUUUCGGAAACAGCAACCACUUAUCAAAAGUCCACUUCUUCGAUCCAUAAAUCUCCUCUGAUGGCUCCUGUGGCAGUUUCUCAACGCUUGGGGUUGGCCGAGAUUAGUUUAGCAGGUUCAAAAUUACCGACGUACGUGCAAAAUCUGAAGCAACAGAUGCGAGAGGAACUGAGAACUGUGUCGGAAGAACAACAGAGACUUCUGGAUAUCAGAGAUAAAACCCGAAGCUUAUACCGACGAAGCGAGACCGAUUUAGCUUCGUUACUUCCUUCUGUGUGGUCAGAUGAGCCAGCAUCUGAGUUUGAUACACAUCCUCCCUCAACAUCACCAUUCAUUAGACGAUCCAUCUCUGCUUGUACAUCACCCCAGGAAUCGCCGAAGAAAUCUAGACAUCGGAGACAUGCAUCUGACCCUAAACAUUCUCGUUUUUUACAAAUUAGGGAUACUUUACCCACCGAAUGCGACAUGACAACGUUUAACUCAAUGAAGGAUCAUAAUACUCGUAGUGAAGCUUUCAAAUAUUUUGAUUUUGAAUCAAUUGAUAGGCUUCUUAGUUACGAAGGCGUGGGUCGUGUCGAUUGGCACCAAGAUGGUAGACAAAAAAAUGACCACAUGGUCUCUGAGCGUCUAAGUAACAUCAUGAGUGACAAAAACUUUCAGACGUUCUCUCGAGAAAUGCCAAGAACCCGUACAGUAAGUCAAGGGUCUUCCCAUACAUUGCCUGCAACCUUUAAUCGACCCUUUGACCAAUGGCAGAGAAACUUAACUGCUCAGUUCCUCUCAAACGAGAGAGAAAAACGGGAAGAAAAUAAAUCUCGGAAGCCUAGAUCAUGGCAUCCCUCGCCUUACGUAUCUGAGGACGAAGAUGAUGAAAUAACAAGAGAAGAAAAGAAAGCCAAAGUUAAAGAGGAGAUCAACCGAAGAAGGAAGAAGAUUGAAGAAAAUUGUAGGUUAUACGACGAACUGCAUCAAGUAGCCAAAACACUAGAAGCAAAUGAAAACAGAGAUUCCGGUUACCUUCUGGAUCAGUCUAUUGUAUAUAACCAGAGAACUUCUGACACUACAACUUGUACAACUAGUGACACAUUUAGGCUUAGACAAGUUGAUACUGCAAGACCUACGAUUACUGGCAACGUAUUUCAAGCUAUAGACGAGUUACUGAAGAAGGAGGACUACAGUACUUGGUCAACCGAAAGCAAUGCACAAUCUGGGUCGCAUUAUACGACAGCGCCCUCUAUCUAUUCAACAGCUUCUGUUUCUGGCUAUGACUAUCUAGCAAAUACUGGUGGCGACCCCAAACGACAUGGCAACAAAUCACAUAGUUCAGCUGCAAGAUUUCCAGAAAACACCGUUGAAGACGAAAGUAUUGCUAAAAUUGCUGCAACAUUUCCCACUGAAAAAACACCAAACAUUAACUUUAGAAUUCGUUCACAGCCUCUUCCUCACUUCGACUCGAUAAUGAGCUUGUCUCCUAUGGCUGAAGUCUCCACUCCCACCCCCGCCAUGCCUCUUCUGCCAGACAUGCCUACACGUUCAAGAAAACGUCUAGAAGACUUGGGAAGUUCACCGAUUGUUAGCCAGCUUGCUCGAGACGCUUAUUCUGACGAAGUGGACGCCGAUCACUCAAGCGAACCAAACGCUGAUUGUCUCGAGACGAGCGGCAACGCUACCGUCCGCCAAGCGAGGAAAGCACAAGAUUCCAUCGUUCAAACGUCACAGAAGUAUGACUUUCCAGUAAAGCGAAUUCUUCUAACAAGAGAUUCAAAGGAUCGUUCAGUAAGCGGUAAUGGUCUAGGAAUGAAAGUAGUCGGGGGAAAAGAGAUCCCGGGAAAUGCUGGCGUGAUCGGAGCCUACAUAGCGAAAAUUUACCCGGGAGGUGUCGUAGAAACGUUAGGAGAAGUAAGAGAAGGUGACCGGGUUCUGGAAUGGAACGGGAUUCCCCUUACGGGCAAGACCUACGAAGAUGUUCAACGUCUUGUAGCUGCUUCAAGAGACGAAGUGGAAAUUGUAAUCCGAGAUGACGUCAUUGUUCACGACUCUCGAGCCCACCAACGACGUUCCCCUAGGAAGGGACCACGAGAUCUUAGAAAUAGUCCAGAAAGUGGGAAGUCCAAUAGCAAUCAAAGAACCAUAAGUGACUAUAACUCAAACAUCGGUCCCGACGAGACUGACACUGUGCCGAAUGAUCACACCAUUAGUAACAGUUCUUCUUACGAUAAUGUAGAAACAAUUGACCUUGCUGACCAGAAACCUAAAGGCUUGGUUAGAUCCAACUGUAGCCCACUUCCCGGGUCAGACAACUAUGAACCCCUGUUAACACCCAAACUGCAGUGUGCCCCAGAAAGAGUACCUCACUCUAAACCAGGGCUUGGAACUUCUACAAUUUCUGUUUGCAAUCAUCAUCCCUCUCCCAUCUGGACCAGUUCCCCAAAUCCCAGCCCUAAGUCCAUCAGCGUUAGUGAGAGCAACAAGUACAAGUUAGACUGGAGAACAACUAAACCUGAAACUUUCUAUUACAGUACAAGUUAUACUCUAGAACAACUAACCCCAUGGGACUCUGUAACCAACACAAUCAUGGAUCCACAAGCAUGUGACUCUGUAACCAACACAAUCAUGGAUCCACAAACAUGGGACUCCGUAACCAACACAAUCAUGGAUCCACAAGCAUGGGACUCUGUAACCAACACAAUCAUGAAACCACAAGCAUGGGACUCUCUAACCAACACAAUCAUGGAUCCACAAUCAUGGGGCUCUCUUCAAGUGUGGUACGACUCCAAAGAAAGCAUUCUUUAUAUAACAAUACUGCGAGCGCGUGCCUUACUGACAGCUAGAGACAACAGUGGUCUGCCCGAUCCUUUUGUUAAGUGUUACCUCUUACCUGACAGGAGCAUGGAAAACCUGAGGCGAACCCGGUACUUCUCCAGAUGCAGCAGUCCAGAGUGGAAGCAGACCAUGGUCUAUCCUGAUGUUCCUCCUGAAGAUCUGCCCAACAGGUUCUUCGAAAUCAGUGUCUGGAACUAUGAUAUUUACCGGCCAAACGAAUUUCUGGGUGAAAUCGUUUUGGAUUUGUCAGACGAAACUAUACUAGAGGAUCAGCCCCGGUGGUACAAACUACACGAUCAUGACGAGAGCCACUACCCAUGGGAUCCAGCAGGAGGCCCAAGAACCUCUUAUAGCCUCGGGAGUCUUGGCAGUGAAGCAUCGGGAGGCAGUGGACGAAAGGCGACUCGACUUAACAGUUUGGCAUUAAGGUUUCCCUUCUCGACCAGUGCUGACGAAAUCAAAAGGCAUGUUAGUCAUGAGAAGAAAUUCAUAAAACCUUUCCGAAGAAAGUCUUUUGGUUCAACGAGUUUCGCCAAGGGUAUGGUCGAGUUAGAUAAUUAGUUUCCAUGUGUUCACAAUGUUAUGGUAUGGUCGAGUUAGAUAAUUAGUUUCCAUGUGUUCACAAUGUUAUGGUAUGGUCGAGUUAGAUAAUUAGUUUCCAUGUGUUCACAAUGUUAUGGUAUGGUCGAGUUAGAUAAUUAGUUUCCAUGUGUUCAAAAUGUUAGGGUAUGGUCGAGUUAGAUAAUUAGUUUCCAUAUGUUCACAAUGUUAGUGUAUGGUCGAAUUAGGUAAUUAGUUUCCAUAUGUUCACAAUGUGAGUGUAUGGUCGAGCUAGGUAAUUAGUUUCCAUAUGUUCACAAUGUUAGGGUAUGGUCGAGUUAGGUAAUUAGUUUCCAUAUGUUCACAAUGUUAGUGUAUGGUCGAGCUAGGUAAUUAGUUUCCAUGUGUUCAAAAUGUUAGGGUAUGGUCGAGUUAGAUAAUUAGUUUCCAUAUGUUCACAAUGUUAGUGUAUGGUCGAGCUAGGUAAUUAGUUUCCAUAUGUUCAAAAUGUUAGAAUAUGGUCGAGUUAGAUAAUUAGUUUCCAUAUGUUCACAAUGUUAGGGUAUGGUCGAGUUAGGUAAUUAGUUUCCAUAUGUUCACAAUGUUAUGGUAUGGUCGAGUUAGAUAAUUAGUUUCCAUAUGUUCACAAUGUUAGUGUAUGGUCGAGCUAGGUAAUUAGUUUCCAUGUGUUCAAAAUGUUAGGGUAUGGUCGAGUUAGAUAAUUAGUUUCCAUGUGUUCACAAUGUUAGGGUAUGGUGGAGUUAGAUAAUUAGUUUCCAUAUGUUCACAAUGUUAGGGUAUGGUCG
Messenger RNA from Limulus polyphemus (Atlantic horseshoe crab), 6680 nucleotides. RefSeq lists its product as uncharacterized. Lineage: Eukaryota; Metazoa; Arthropoda; Merostomata; Xiphosura; Limulidae. Bases 1 to 5895 code for a protein of 1964 amino acids. The transcript is spliced from 19 exons. Gene Ontology annotation, cellular component: cytoskeleton of presynaptic active zone; GABA-ergic synapse; glutamatergic synapse. Gene Ontology annotation, biological process: protein localization to synapse; presynaptic active zone assembly. The record is from RefSeq and is a predicted model, not a curated record. Gene Ontology annotation, molecular function: structural constituent of presynaptic active zone; protein binding.